UACUAGCCAGGGAGAAUGGCAUAGGACGCCCUCAAACCCUUCGUCGGGCAGAAAUGACGAAGAGAAUGUAUGAACUUGAAUUGAGUCAAUUCAAAGAAGUGGCUCGUGGACACCAUGCUCCAAUCAACUGGAUUGAAAUAGAUAGAGUGGAAAAGAAAUACCUUCUUUCAGCUGGAGCUGAUAGCCAAAUACACAUAUACGACAUAGAAGAACCUGUACAUACAAAGUUGUGGAAGAUACCUUCCAUUGCAAGAGUUGAAAAAAAAAAUCGUCAAAAAUUUGGCGUUUCUUCAGUUGCCUGGUAUCCCUUCGAUACCGGCAUGUUCAUAAGCUCAUCAUUUGAUAAUACUGUGAAUGUUUGGGAUACUAACACCAUGACGCCGGCAUGUACAUUUGAUUUGGAAGAAAAAGUGUUCUCGCAGGCCAUAUCACCUAUUGCAUAUCAUAGCUUGGUUGCCGGAGCGUCAGCAGAUCCACGAGUGCGGCUUUGUGAUUUGCGCUCCGGUGCGUUUACGCAUUCACUUACGGGACAUAAUGGGAGUGUCAUGGCAGUACAAUGGUCAACAAGAUACGAGCACAUGCUGGUGACAGGCGGUACGGAUUGUACAAUUCGAGUUUGGGAUAUACGAAAAGCGGCAGCUUGCAUCAUGUCCCUAGAUCAAUAUAACACAGAAGAUGCUGAUCCUUUGUCAUCAACUAAUCAAGCCCACAAUCGACCCAUCAAUGGACUAGCCUUCUCUUCGGAUGGUUUACACAUCAUCUCGUUGGGUAUGGACGAAAAGAUAAGACUGUGGGAUGCAUAUACGGGCCAAAACACCUUGGUCAACUAUGGCCCUCAUUUACGAAAUCGAUCGAGAACCACCAUAAAACCACUCAUUGUCGAUAACGGUAUUUGGCCCCCAUUGAUAUUUAUUCCCAGCGACGAUCAUCAGGUGUUAGCCUUCGAUAUGCUUGAUGGAAGCUUAGUCAAGCGGCUGCGUGGUUCCUAUGGCAGAGUCACAUCGGUAGAUAAGCGACCAGGAAGAGAGGAGCUGUAUAGCGCUUCUAAAGAUCAAGAAAUUCUAGUCUGGGAAGCGCCACGAAAAGAUUCAGAGCUAAUAGAUAGGCGGCCAGAGGCUGAAAUGGAUGCAUGGAGUAGUGACGAAGACGAAUAGGACAGAUAUUAGUGCGCGCACUGGAAAUGCUUGUAAAUUCACCGCCAGACACUUGAUCUGUUUCAUGAAAAGCCAGGAGAGCUACCAAAACAGAAAACAUUUGGAGGUAUCCAAUUAAAUUAAAUAAUAAAGUAAUGACAAAUCAUUAAAGCUAUUUUCGAUCAAAGGGGAUGAAGCCUUUACCAGGAAGGCACAGUUACUCCUGACAGUUCUUGGCUGGCUGAUUUGACCUUGCGCC
Molecule: messenger RNA, 1392 nt
Organism: Umbelopsis ramanniana AG
Lineage: Eukaryota; Fungi; Mucoromycota; Umbelopsidomycetes; Umbelopsidales; Umbelopsidaceae
Exons: 9
Coding region: 54-1154 (366 amino acids)
Biological process (GO): proteasome-mediated ubiquitin-dependent protein catabolic process; protein polyubiquitination; transcription-coupled nucleotide-excision repair
Cellular component (GO): Cul4A-RING E3 ubiquitin ligase complex; nucleotide-excision repair complex
Molecular function (GO): protein binding
Source: RefSeq, a predicted model, not a curated record